Drosophila busckii is the source of this 1195-nucleotide messenger RNA. Its product is annotated as glycine-rich cell wall structural protein. Bases 29 to 1090 code for a protein of 353 amino acids. Lineage: Eukaryota; Metazoa; Arthropoda; Insecta; Diptera; Drosophilidae. The transcript has 2 exons. The record is from RefSeq and is a predicted model, not a curated record.
AGUUAGUUGUCGGGAGUCAAAAGUUCCGAUGAGAUUGUUAAUUGUAUUGAGUGCUUGUGUGGCGCUUGCCUCGGCAGGCUACGGCGGCAAUGCUGGAGCCAGUUCGUCGGCCUCCGCGUCUGCUACUGCAAGCAGUGGAGCUGGCCUAAGUAGCGGCGGUGCCCAUGGCGGACCCUUUGGGGGCGGCGGCAAACAUGGAGGCGGCCACGGCGGUGGCGGCGGCGGUGGCUUGGAUCUUGGCCUGGGAGGCGGCUUAGGCCUUGGCGGCGGACUGGAUUUGGGUAGUGCGAAUGCAGGCGCAUCUUCAUCAGUUGGCGGCGGCGGCUUAGGUGGCGGCUACGCUGGUGGUGCCGGAGGAGGCGGUGGCCACAAAGGCGGCGCUUUCGGUGGCUCUCAUGCUGGUGGAUUAGGUGGCGGCCACGGCGGCGGAGACGCACUUGGCGGUGGCGGAUAUGCAGGUGGUCUUGGCGGCGCAGGUCAUGGCUUAGGUGGCGGCAGUGCUAGCUCUGGAGCAGCCUCUUCUGCUGGUGGCGCCGGAGCUGGUGGAUUUGGAGGUGGCGGCCACGGCGGCGACCCACAGCCGGUUAUGACCCGUCCUCUCGGCGGCGCAGCGUACUACACGCAGUCAGCAACUGGUACUUGGCGAGACGCCAGGAACACGGCCAUCAGAGGCGGACACGGCGGCGGAGGCCUAGGAGGAGGACACGGCGGCGGACUGGGAGGUGGUCUAGGAGGAGGGCAUGGCGGCGGAUUGGGUGGCGGUCUGGGAGGCGGACAUGGCGGUGGACUGGGUCUGGGCCUAGGAGGAGGUCUCGGCGGUGGCUUGUCACUUGGAGGCGGAGGCGGCGGCGGAUUCGGUGGCGGUCACAAAGGCGGUUACGGAAGUGGAGGCCUGGGAGGCGGUCAUGGAGGUGGCCCAUUCGGUGGCGGUCUCGGAGGCGGCGGCCAUGGAGGCGGCGGUCAUGGUGGUGGCGGACAUGGAGGCGGCGGUUACGGCAAGCCAGGAGGUGGAUACGGCAGUGCUGGCGCCAGUUCCUCGGCAUCCGCAACAGCGUCAGCUAGCUCCUCAGCCGGCGGCUAUGGUCGUUAAUUAAGCUAAAAGAUUCGACUGCCCAACGUAAGAGUAUUUCGAAAUUCAAAAACAAAAUUUGUAUUUAAUUUUUUGCAAUAAAACAAGAUUUUUUAUAAAAUAAAA